AUGUACACCUUGAAAGCCUCAUUGAAAGAAAUGUACCGAAAUAAAGAUAUGAUUGCAGAAUAUGGGAAAAUCAGCAUUGCCAGGAUACAAUAUGAGCCUCAGACUGAUAUCCCUUCCGAUGUUGAAACAGAGCAGGACCGAGUUUUUUUCAUUAAGGCUGUUGCUCAGUUUAUGGCCACCAAAGCUCACAUAAAACUCAACACCAAGAAGCUUUACCAAGCCGAUGGCUAUGCUGUGAAGGAGCUGCUGAAGAUCACCACAGUGCUUUACAACGCCAUGAAGAGCAAAGGGAUGGAAACCACAGCUACGGGUGAAGAAGACGUUGGCAAAUUCAAAUUUGAUCUGGGUUCCAGAAUCAGCGAUUUGAAGACAGCCAGGCAGCUCGCUUCAGAAAUCACUUCGAAAGGAGCGUCUCUGUACGACUUGUUGGGCAAAGAAGUGAUGCUCAGGGAACUGAGAACAGAAGCAAUUGGAAGACCUCUUGAGAUCAACGAAACCGAGAAAGUGAUGAGCGUUGCCAUCAAAGACAUUUUGGAGCAAGUCCAGAAAACCAAUGACAUGCUCAACAACGUGGCUGCCGAUGAAGCCAGUUUGGAGGCCAAGAUCGAAAAGAGGAAAUCGGAGCUGGAGAGAAACCACAAGCGGUUGCAAACCCUGCAGAGUGUUCGGAAGCAGAAAAUACCCUGCGGCUGAUGCAAAAUAAGCUGAAGGAGGAAGAGAAACGUUUGCUGAAGAGUGGAAGUCACGAUGACUCAGACAUGGAGAUCCAUGAGGACGAAGGAUCGGACAGUGACCUGGAAGACCGGCAGCUGAUCAAGCAACACACAGCCAUGGAGAUGCUGAUGCACGGGCGGCCAAGCAAGCGGCUUGUUGGAACCAUGCAUGGGGGAGACACGGAGGACGAGAUCGGGGCAGCCCAAGCCCGAACCAAAAUGCGCAAAGCUUCCCGAGCCAAGGCGAAGGAAGACUCAGAGGAAAGUGAAAUUGACCUGGAUGAUGAUGACGAUGACGACGACGAUGAUUUGGAAGAUGACAGCAUGGACAUCUCCCCCACCAAGGCCAAUCGGAGAGUCAGGAAGCCGGAGCCACUGGAGGAGAGCGAUAAUGAUUUCUGAGGAACCUCAACCAGGAUGACGAAUGACAACUUGCCCAUGACUAUCCGUGUGAUGAGGCUAUGUUGAGGCAGGGCAAGCUGUCCAAGAGAGUGAUGAUAUAUAUAUAUGUAUUGUGUCACAAACCCUGGCAUACCUAAAUAUGGGAGGGAGCAUACUGCUUCCCUUUU
Messenger RNA from Thamnophis sirtalis, 1282 nucleotides. Lineage: Eukaryota; Metazoa; Chordata; Lepidosauria; Squamata; Natricidae. The record is from RefSeq and is a predicted model, not a curated record.